GCCAAGAACGUGGCAACGCGUUUUCAAAUUUUUCACUUUCGGUUUAAAGUCCCGCUAUGAGAAUGUCUCUCUUUAUAUGACCUCUUGCAGUAUCCCGUUGGCGGUCAAGGCAGAAUAAAAAGAUAUUCUUGAUAACAUUUUAAAAUAACAAUAAAAAGCGAAUUUUCGUUGGUUUAAUUUAAAUUGAAGUACACUGCUAAAACACAUUAUGAAGUCACCCACAAUCAAUUUAAAUGUCGGCAAAAGUACUUUACCUAUGCCUAUUCUUGGCUAUGGUACCUGGCAAGCUACAGACAAGGAGUUGGCCGAUGCUGUGGAAGCUGCACUUGAAGCUGGAUACAGGCAUAUCGAUACAGCCCAUGUGUAUGAAAAUGAAAAAGUAAUCGGAGACAUUUUGAAGAAAUGGUUUGAUGCUGGAAAACUUAAACGUGAGGACAUUUUCCUAGUAACAAAACUGCCUCCAGGUGGAAUGCGUCCGGAAGGAGUGCGAAAAUACAUUAGGAGAUCUUUGGAUUUGCUUCAAUUAGACUACGUGGAUCUUUACUUGGUGCAUACCCCGUUUGGAUUUAAGGAUGUUGAGGGAGAUUUGCACCCCACGACCCCCGAAGGAAACAUUGAUUUAGACUUGACUACCGAUCAUCUAGCGAUCUGGAAGGCAAUGGAAGAACAAGUCGAUAAGGGCCUUGCCAAGUCUAUUGGUCUCUCAAACUUUAACAUCUGCCAAAUCAGCAGGAUCCUGAAGAACGCUAGAAUUCCACCAUCUUCCCUGCAGAUCGAAUUGAAUGCGUACUUUCAGCAAAAUGAGUUGGUCGAUUUUUGUAAAAAGAACAACAUUGUUGUUACGGCCUAUUCUCCUUUAGGUAAUCCCGGACUGAAGAAGCUUUUCGAUAAACUUGGCAAGCAAAUCGAAUUGCCAAAUAUACUGAAUAAUCCUACGGUGGAAAGACUUGCAAAGAAACACAAUAAAUCAAAUGCACAGAUUCUGCUGAGACAUCUGGUGCAAAAAGGAAUUAGCACUAUUCCAAAAUCUACCAAUCCUGCACGACUUAGGCAAAACUUGGACAUUUUUAAUUUUAAAUUAGACGAACAGGACUUAGUGGAUAUGAAUGGUUUGGAUACUGGGGCACGAUUACUAGAUUUCCUUAUAUUUAAUGGGAUUAAAAAUCAUCCAGAAUACCCUUUCAACGAGUAGACAUGGAAAAGUUUUCGGAUUCGCAUGCAUCUGAACCAUCGGCUGACUGCGGAGACAAAUUUCCGUGCCAAAUACUGGAAUUGUUAGAGAUAGUUAUAUAAAUUUGUACUAAUAUCAUGUAAAUGUAUCUUUUGUAACAAAUUCCAGUAAAUAUUAUCCUAAACAGC
Dendroctonus ponderosae (mountain pine beetle) is the source of this 1359-nucleotide messenger RNA. Its product is annotated as 1,5-anhydro-D-fructose reductase. The record is from RefSeq and is a predicted model, not a curated record. The transcript has 6 exons. Lineage: Eukaryota; Metazoa; Arthropoda; Insecta; Coleoptera; Curculionidae. Gene Ontology annotation, cellular component: cytosol. Bases 209 to 1192 code for a protein of 327 amino acids. Gene Ontology annotation, molecular function: aldose reductase (NADPH) activity.